Messenger RNA from Malaclemys terrapin pileata, 11371 nucleotides. RefSeq names its product muscleblind like splicing regulator 3 (gene MBNL3). The record is from RefSeq and is a predicted model, not a curated record. NCBI's taxonomy places the organism in Eukaryota, Metazoa, Chordata, Testudines, Emydidae. Bases 971 to 2086 code for a protein of 371 amino acids. The transcript is spliced from 10 exons. Gene Ontology annotation, molecular function: metal ion binding.
GCGCUGGCGGCGGCGGCGAGUCGGGGAAGCCCUGCCUGGCUGUAAGAUGGCGGCAUCCAGCCUGCGCCCCUGCUAGGAGCUCCGCCAGCCCCCGGCCCGGGUCCGCUUCGCGCCGCUUCGGCUUCUGCCCCGGCCCCCUGGCAUGCUGCGCCCCCGCGCCGGCCCCUCCGCGCCCGGGUCUUGCCAUCGGCGGGGAAGCGCCAGGUUGCUGAAAAGUGCCUUUCCUGAAGCCACUGCUGCUUGGAUUUCUGUCUAAGGCUGCCUCUCUCUCCCCCUCCCCCCAACCCCCCCCUUUUUUUUUAAAUUUGGCGUUGCUUGCAGUUCAUACCCUAACGGCAACUCAUCCAUCCCCGCCCCCCCCGUUUUUCCUUUUUACACUCUGUUCACUCAGCCAUUUUUUUUCCUUCCCGAGUAUGUAGCAAAUAUUUUUGAGUGAUAACAUCCUUUCGCUCCUUUUAAUACUCGCGAAUUGUCAUUUUUAGAAUCAAGAAAUAAAAGGGAGAAAAAAAAGUUUUCUGCCCAAGGACCGAGACCAUUCCGCAAACAGAAGCGCUGCCAGCCGCAUAUGCUUUUUGCAAGAAUAAUUGAAACCAUUAACUGGAGAGCACAGAAGUCUUUUGAAAGUCUGCCAGUUAUUUUCAAGUAACUUUGGCAGUGGCACAAAAUAUAACACUUAUAUUUUAACUUCUACAAUUGCACUUUUAGGAGCUGGCCUCUCAUUUGAUUUUCAGUUAUUCUGAUAAGAUUUCUAUUUUAUGAUUGGCUUUAUGUUUAAUUCUUGUUGAAACAAACACAAUUUGACUUAAAUGAAAACCUAAGUGCUGACGAAUAGAAAUUUUACCAAAGCAACAAGUUCGUUAUUUCUUCACAUUUAACUUGAAUUCACUUUUUUACCCUUUUUAAAAAAAACAGCAGUAACAUUGUCCUAAAGAAGGGUGUGAUUGCUUGCGUUUUAAUUUUUGUUUUUAAUAUGGCUGUAAACGUUUCCCUGGUUCGUGAUACAAAAUGGCUGACUUUAGAAGUAUGUCGAGAAUUUCAGAGAGGUACUUGUUCUCGAUCUGAUGCAGAGUGCAAGUUUGCCCAUCCGUCACGGAGUUGCCAUGUGGAAAAUGGUCGAGUUAUUGCCUGCUUUGACUCUCUAAAGGGCCGGUGUACUCGAGAGAACUGCAAAUAUCUUCACCCUCCCCCGCACUUAAAAACACAGCUCGAAAUAAAUGGACGCAACAAUCUGAUCCAGCAAAAGACCGCGGCAGCCAUGUUUGCACAGCAGAUGCAGUUCAUGUUACCCGGCGCUCAACUACAGCCAAUUACUACGUUUCCUGUGACUCCAUCACUUGCAACUAGUCCCACCAUGGCUUUUAGUCCCUACCUAAGUCAUGUUUCUCCUGGGAUGGGCUUGGUUCCUGCAGAACUUUUACCAAAUACGCCUGUCUUGGUUUCCGGGAAUCCUACUGUUACAGUACCGGGAGGCUCUGUUGCUCAGAAACUGAUGCGUACAGAUAAACUGGAGGUUUGCCGAGAGUUUCAGCGUGGAAAUUGCACUCGGGGUGAGAAUGAUUGCCGUUACGCUCACCCCAUAGAUAUUGCAAUGAUAGACACAAACGAAAACACUGUUACAGUUUGCAUGGAUUACAUCAAAGGCCGAUGCUCUAGGGAGAAAUGCAAGUACUUUCAUCCCCCUGCACACCUGCAAGCCAAAAUCAAGGCAGCUCAACACCAGGUGAACCAGACAGCUGCAACUGCAAUGGCCCUGCCGCCUGGUGCACUUCAACCUUUACCAAAGAGGCCAGCACUUGAAAAAAACAAUGGUGCCACCACAGUCUUUAACCCAAGCGUUUUCCACUACCAACAGGCUCUAGCUAACAUGCAGUUGCAACAGCCUACAUUUAUCCCUACAGGGUCAGUACUGUGCAUGACACCCACUGCAAGCGUUGUGCCCAUGAUGCACGGUGCUACGCCCACCACUGUGUCUGCAGCAACAACACCUGCCACCAGCGUCCCCUUCGCUGCAACGGCUACAGCCAAUCAGAUAUCCCAGUUAUCAGUAGAUGAACUGAGUAGCAGCAUGUUUGUUUCACAGAUGUAGAAGUUACCGAUAGAACACAGACUAUGUUGAAAUUCUGAAGAGUAAAAUUACGGAGUUCCAGGACUUCUCGGUGGGAAGCUGCACAUGGCCUUUCUGUAUAUAUUCCCUCCUCCCUCAUUUCUUCCUCGACCACCUCUACAGUAAGCCUGUUGCAGCCUACAUGUUAACCAAAAACUGAUCAAUGGGAAUGUCAAAAAAAAAAAAAAAAAAAAAAAAGCACUAUAGAAACAAUUAACAAACAGCGCUCUGUUAUAUGAGAUAUACAAGUAGACAAUUAUAAUAGACUUUUAUAACACAUUACUUUAACACACGUAAUCAUUUUAUGACUACCAUCAUAAGUGCAUCUGCACAGUGGACUGUUGGUUUACUGUAUACUAUCGAUGGAUAAAUGUUUGUCUUGUUUUUAAAGUGUUAUCUUACUGUUUUGUUUACAUCAUAGUCUAUGGAUUUGUUUUAAAGUGUACAUCAUUAUCAAGUAUACUCAAUACCAUUUUUUUCAUUAUUGUUAUGUCUUAAGUUUUCAUAUACUGUAGUUUUCUGGGUUGGGGGGGAGAUAUUUUUGUUUUGGGGUUUUGGUUUUUUUACUAAAAAUGUUACAGUGGGAAACAGGAAUUAUGUGCUUGAAAAACACGACACAAGAAUGUUCUGUCCUUUUCUAUAGUGUGGUUGUUUUCAUCAGCUUACAUUGCUUGUUUUAAAUGGCUCCUUUUAAGAUCUGGAAUUUGCCUUCAAGGAGAGUGUCAGAUUUAUGUGUUAUGAAGGGACAGCAGACCUGUUAGCUCAGUUCACGGGUUUUACUAAGUGAGUUGAGUCUGGCUUCCUGAAAAGAGAAACUUUGCUACGUAAUAAACAAAAAACAUACUCAGUAAAAAGUUAGAUAUCAGCUGAAGGGGGAGAUUUAUUCAGAAAGCAUCAGAAAACAAGGAAUGACUCCAGUUUUGCUGUCCAUUGCAGUGCCAUUCUUAGCUCCAAACGGCACACCGUUUUUCUUGCUAUUUAAGUGGUGCUAUUAAAAAAAACCUCCCACAAAACAGAUGAGUAAGUGAUGAGAGAGAUUCAGAGGGGUAAAGGAUACCCCCCCCCAAUCCCCCGAGGAAACGUAGCUGUAGUCCCCUUGAAACACAGAGACGUAGACCUGGAAUGGGUAAUUUUGAUUUAAAAUUAUGAAAAUACCCACACACACACACUCUGCCUAGGGAAGAUGGUGCCACCCAGUUGCCCUUGUCUCCACUAAGUGCGCAGCAGAAUUCAUUGGGAAAUUUGGUGGGGGCAUUCCCUGACAUUUCAUCAGCCUACCCCCGUAAUGUACUUUACCUUUAAGUCAGAGACAUUCCCCAAGAGCAAAAACAAAUAAAGAACAAGCAACAAAGACAACGACCCUUGAGUUUACCAGGCCUAGAUGGUUUUCAGAGAUUUAUCUCCUUGGAUCAGUGGAUGCAUUUUGGCAUCUUUUGUUUGAUCAGGAGCGAUGAGUAAACUGAAGGAUGACCAACUCCCCACGCCCUGCCCAGCACACACUGCCAUUCUGUCCAGCUGCUGACUUCGUUCACCAGAAAACAAAUCUUGGCUUGGCUAAAGCAGGGAUGCCGCUGCCACGUUCAUCCCCAGCAUAAGUCCACUGACAUCAGUGGAGUUAUGCCAGAGAUGUAUUUGGCCUAUAAGUCUCUGAAUAAUUGAAGAGUGUCAACAGCAAGUAAUUGUUCAAGGACAUGCAAGGGGGCAUUAGGAGACUUUGGACAAAAUAUCAGGAAAAAACACCGGAAAGCGAGAUCAGUUAGUACGUGGAAUAGCCUCCCACGUGACGUAGUUUGGCACUGUGAACCGAGAUCAAUGUGGGUUGAGGACGUGUCCCCUAUAAACAGUCCUGCACUGGCAGAGGGGGUGCUCCAAACACCCUGGCUGGCCUUUGCCAUCUGUGAGGGGCUAGUUUUUCCUCUAUUGGCUGGAGAGCUGCUGCUGAAUCAGCACCGGAAUAUCCCUACCCCUCUGCUGUAAAAGGCACGAACCCAGUUCCCGAGAGGCUAACCCUGUAUGUCCAAAGGCCGAGCUGCUUAUAAACACAAUGGAGUCUGGUGAUUGCUGAGGAAAGCAGAGGGGCAGUGAUAUUACGGCGGUAACAACCGCACGUUCGAGAUAAAAUUAACAGGUUCACUUUUUAACUUCUCACAUUAGAGGCCAGAGCCUUCCCCUCCCCUGCCCCUCCCGAGGGAAGGUGCGAUGCCCUCCAUUUUGUGCCAGGAAAAUGUGGGCAGUCUGGGCCGCUUGUUCUGUGGUGGUUUAAGGGCCUGGGCCUCUGAUGUGUGGAGCGUCUUCUGGAAGGGCACCGAUCAUUCGGAGCCUAGUGAGGUCAAUGGAGUUGAAAGCCCUCGGCAUCUCUGAGGAUCGGGUCCUUACAACCCCAAGUACGAGUGCCACCCUGAACUCCCAUUGGCUGAGUGGUCGUCUUGUUGUGUGAUUUCUGACACACGCAUUUUUAUCUCCUUUUUGAUUCCUCACAUUGUGUAGUAAAUGUCCUUGUCCCGUCACCUGGCCCUUUCACCUGAGCACUUACAGAUGUUUGCUAACAUUACCAAUAACAGGUGCAAGUUAUGGGUACCUGCUAGACACAACUGGAGCGUCACUUUAUGAUCUAGCUUUGGUUCCUUCAGAAACAAGACCCCAUGUAGAGUCCAUAGUCAGUUCACAUAGGGCCUGAACCAAGGGGAAUCUUCCUGUUGACUUCAGUGGGCUUUGGAUCAGGCCCUAAGGAACAAAAUAUGGUAAUCUAUUAGCCAGCCUCACGUAUUAACCUUUGCUUGUGUCCUUACACAUUCCCCAGCUGUCAGCAUUCAAAACAUACGGUGUUGCCUGAAACUAGCAACUCUAAUAUAUGUUGGCUAUGGAAUACCUGUUCUUUUAACCACUGAGUUUCUGUUUCCCAAAAUCAUAACAUUGUUAGUGGAAAAAGUGGAUUUGAGUACUUCCUGUUGAAAUUAUUUGUGUAUCAAAAUGGGUUUUGCACAACCUGUGCCAGUGCCUCAACAAAGAACAGACCUGAUCUUCGUAAGCCAGAAAUGAUGUGUUCAAGCUUGUAUGGCUUUAUGGGUUAAAGGAGGUUGGAACAUUUUCAGUGCUAAAUGGAUUUUUGUAUAUCUUGACACUUUGAUGUAACCUCCUAUUUUAUUUAACUACUUAAACAUCUGGCAUAGAUGUGCAUAGAAUGUAAACCUAGAAUACGGCUGUUUUCAUGUCACAUUUAAAGCACUGAAAAAAAAUUAAGGAUUAUUUUUUAGUAAAGAGGUCCAAUGAGGGAUGUUCAGGGUAGAUAUAUUAGGUGCCACAACAGUUUUUAUAUUGCUGGCAGAUUUAGAGUUCACUUUUAAGUGAGUUUAAGGAAAGAAAAGCUUGAAGCACUAAAACUUCACCAAAUUCAAAACAAUCUCGGCAAAAAUGCCAUUUUGAGGUAGCACUAUUUAAACGAGUUGUGCAAUGAUUUGCUCUAAUUUUCUUUGUUCAAAAAAGAAAACCAGUCGCCAGACUAUAAAUUUCCUAAAUAGAUGCAUUCUAUUACAAAGUCACCGCGCUAGUUCGUGACUCUAAAGAAAUGUCAUAAAAGCAUGGAUUUCGUCCUUUAUUUGACAAGAGAUGUAUGUAAGUUUGUUUAAAUCAAUAUAAUUUUAGUGACAUUUUUAUAAGCUUCCCACUUUCCAUGAACCUAUAUUUUUUAUUUAUCCAAAGUUAUUUCUCUUUGUCCAUUUCUCUCAGCCUUAUGCAAACAAUAUGCAAGAAAUGCUGAAACUUGGAUAAAACGGGUCAUGCAGAGGGAAAAUGAAAGCUGAGAAUGAUCAUUUUCAUAAAAAGGUUGUUAGUAGUUUCAAUACAAAAAAUACUGCUACUAAACUGUAACAUAAGCAGACAAUAAGAGGGAUUUAAAAUAAAGUAGAUUCAUAAAACUAUUAAAAUUAUUUUUGUUAACUUCAGUGUUUUUAGUGAUUGGAAUCUGAUUUUGCAAUCAACCAUGUUUUUUAUUUUUAAAUUUCUAGUGGAUGAUUUUUGUCUUUGUAUUUUUGCAUCACCAUGUUAGAGAAAUCGUUACCUCUCUGGCCACAUCCGCUUCGUUCCAUUCCUGAGCACUCUGAAGCACUUUUCUCUCUGCCAUAAGUGUCGUCUCGUACUGCACUCAGAGUGGUCUCAAAUGGACGGUGCUGGCUGGCUGCACUCUGCAAAACAAAACCUUUGCGCUCCCUGGGUGGCUUAUGGAACAGUCUCCGUUCCUGUGAGGUGUUCUCUCAACAUACAGUCAGCUACAAAACACAGGUUAGAGUCCAAUGAAAAUGACUUUGUUAUACUCUAGCUGCACAAACAAUAAACACAACGUAUAUGAAUAUGUGACUGUUGUAGAUACAUCUGGCCAGAUAAUGAGAUGCAUGUAUCUGAUCAAAUGUGUUCAUAAACUCACGUAUUCCUUCAUAAUGCAGUAGAAUAGGCUAUAGAACAUGCUAGUACACAGAAUGAUUGAGAAACUGGAGUCCUCAUUUUUUAUCCCUUGUACAUUUCACAUACAUGAAAAUUGAAAAAGGUGAAAUUUAUGAGGAAAAUCUAAUUUCCCAUUCCUGUUGAAUGGAUUUAGUGUGAUAUUGACCUGAUUUUACCAUGUGCCUGUUGAAGGCCUUAGAAUAUAUACUGUAUGUUAAUGACUGUAAUAACUUUAAAAAAAUUAGUUGAUAGCCUAAUCAAAAUGUAAAUAUAGCUACAACACAUAGUUACUAGGCAUCAACACAUUAAUUCGUGUCACAUAUUUUCAUUUCUUUACUGUUAGUUUUUAAGGUUUUCAUUAUUGCUUUUUGAUAUCUUUAGUAACGAAUGAAUUUAAUUUUGAAGGAGAAUUAGAGAAAGUUUAAGAUUUUUAAUACAUGUAUUCAACCCAUUUAGUUAUAUUCUAAACCAAUACUGAAGCAUGAUAAGGUAUAGAAUAUAGUCCAUAACUAGUUUGUAUAGUUUACAGUUUAAGAACAAAAUUAACUUUGUAUGUAACUCCUACAAUGAUAGAUUCAUUGUUAACUAAUUAUAUUAAGUUGUUGUUGCUAUGGCAACAAAACUACAACAUGGCUACCUUUGUAUACAUUAUUUGUGAAAUUUUCACAUGUAAAUUAAAAGUGAUGUGUAACAGUAUGAGCUUGUUAAAGGUACAGUUCGAUACUGUCAGAUAAAGAUAUGAUUGAAUAUUUUUAAAAUCCCAAAGUCCCAUGUGAAAGCUGAAUUUGUGUCUUUAGGUCACUUUUUCAGUCAAGAAGUUUACAACACAUGGAUUUAGAGUCAGGUUUUAUAGCUUGUAGAAAUUGUUGUGUGGCUAGGGUUAUUCCACAGUAUUUUAGGUUUUAAAACGUAACACCCAGCAUUUACAAUACAUUAACUGGUCUUUAUUUCAUUUCAUGUUGAUCAUCAUUGUGUGAAUUCAUAAGUAACCAGUUUAAGUACUGUAGUCUGACUGCAAUUAUUAUUUUUCCUGAAAUUGAAUACUCACACGAUUAUGUUAAAAUCAGGGCUAAAUAAUUAAACAUAUGAAUAUUUUAAUACUAAUUUAUAUUAGCAAAACCUGUACAUAAGAAAAAUAUUGUGGAAUGACCCCGUAACAGUGUUGAAGAUACAAAUAUGCUGCAGUUAAACUGAUUCAGUUAGUGUACGAAUGUGUGAGACACACCUUUUUUGCACUUAUGUACAUAGUCCACGAAAGAAAUCCUUGGAACUUAUUUUGAAUAUAAAAAGUCUGUAAUAAUACAGGAAAAGUUUGUAAAAGAGAUAGGUAUUACUAAGGCUUUGAAAAGGAGGAGUUUUUUGCUAUAAAACUUAUCUGAAAGCAUGAUGUUGCUUUGCUGUUGUAAAAGCUUUGUAGUUUGCCAUAGCUUACUAUACAGCAGACUGAUAACAGGUCAGCUUCAACCUGCAGCACCGAAAAUGGGAAACAGUACUUAAUUAAUUAGUAAGGUCAUUAGCAAAGAUUUGAAUUGCUUUUAUAGCAGCCUACAUUUUAAAACACAUUCUAGAUCAUGGUUUUUAUAAGAAGUUGUGCUCACUAUGAAUCAUGUUUCUGCUAGCCCCUAAUCUUUCUAGCCAAUACUGUUUUUAUCUAUGAUAGAUUCGCGAAACUGAACGAUAGCCAUUCAUUGGGGAUUUUAUCCGCACGGAAUGUGGAAGCUGGGAGAGACAUUUCAAGAGCUUACCAAGUUUUAAGGGAGCAAUAAAGUUGGGGAUUGGCCCUGCUUUGAGCAGGGGGUUGGACUAGAUACCUCCUGAGGUCCCUUCCAACCCUGAUAUUCUAUGAUUCUAAGCACGUGGUGGAACUUAGGUUGUUUACGAUUGUCUUGGGAUACUUGUCUGCUGCUGCUGAACUGCCUUGGCGUUUGUUAGCGCGAGAGCUGUUGAUCCAGGGGCAGUGUUCUGUCAUGCCGCCUGGAUUGCUUGGUGGGGGAGGUUCCAUUGUGGCCUGGUGGGCUGGGAGGUUGGAAUGCGAAUGCUGAUCACUGCAGUGGUGUUAGCCUGUUGCAUGGGUUAAAGUAGAGGAGGGAGCAGGGAACUCAGCUUCCCCUCUGCCCCUUCCUCAGCGCCCUCUCCUCCUUGAGUGAGCAGAUUCCCCAUCACCGGACAGGCUCCACCCCCCUCCAGGGACGGGGAGAAACUGGGACACGCCGUACCUGCAUCUUCUCGCUUUCCCUACUGCAAGGAAAGGUGGAUAAAUAACACCCAGAUCUGACGUUUAAAAAAAUCUCUCUUGUAGUCUCUUCAAAUGGCCUCAAAUUCUGUCAGCUGCAUCCAGCCGUUCUGGGGCGGAAUCCACCCAAGCCCGCCAUGCACUUUGGUUUUGCAUUAGUGCACUUCCUCCAUGCUGGUGGAGUGUAAAUGAUGGAUUGUCUGGAAGCGGGGGAGGGAAUCCCAGGGACGUGCCCGGCUCUGUGCACGGCAGGUGCACCCAUCAUUUCGCUUGCCUCGCUCCAGGCCUGCUGGGGGAAAUGAGCUCAUCUUCUCCCCCUGCUCGUCCUCUGGCUGAAUCCUGUCACCAGCAAAUGGGACAGUGACGUGACCAUCAAAACCAGUGUCGCCAGCCCCUAGAGUUGGUGAGCUCCCUCACCUCUUGCCAUCUGCUUUAGCCACUGCUUGCAGAGCAGCAUCACAGCUAGUCGGCAACUCAGCACGUAAAACCCCAGUGUUCAUGCAGCGCUGCCGAGGACAAAAGGCUGUGGAUGGGCGGAAGGCUGGGUUGGGAGGUGUCUUUACUUUCACCAGUAAGGGACAGAAAUCUGAUUGGCUAGCAGAUAUUUCUAAUAGGGCCCACUCCUGCAUCUCCUGUGCUCCAGACUUCCCAUUGAUUUCCUGGGGAGCGUAGGCUGGGCAAGGAUUGUAGAACAGUGCUCUCAGCGUAACAUAUAAUAACUCACCCUGUUAGGAACUCCCAUCAGAGCCGUAUACCGCUCUGCCCCUAGAAGUGUAUUUGUACGCCUGGCUGCUUGCCCUUCCGUGCCUUAUUGCAACGGCAUCAUUUGCUAAAAUAAAAUGUUAAAAUACUAAUGAUGGGGAGGAAAAGAUUCAUGGUUUAAAAUAUCGUUUCCCCAUAGUAGAUGGCUGGGACCCAAAGGCAGGGGAAAGCCUGGGAUUCUUUUCCUGAUUUUUAGUUAGACCUGCAUUGUACAAUCACCAAAAGUCAACUCAAACCAAUAGCAUCGUGGAACAGAAAAUCCUGGCGGGUCUCUGAAAAGGCUGGGUUAGACCUUCACAUUGGGUUAAAUGUCCCAGAUCAGCAUUGUGUAGUAGAAGUGGCUGGUAGUUCUGAUAUUUUCCCCCCAGCCGUCAAUUUUAGCUCCUGAGCCUUCAUUCCUUCCUGGGAGUUCGAAGAACUGGGUUUUGUGUCUCACUAAGGAAGGUAGGACUGCUGCCGUUGGAUGUUCACAGGGCCAGAUUCUGCCAUCAGUUAGGCCCCAGUUUGGCAAAGUACUUAAGGGCGUGCCUAAUUUUUGAAGUAGGUGAGUUGUCCUUAGACCCAGGCAAUCCCAUUGACCUCAGCAGGGUAACAUGAGUGUAACUAAAGGUCGAAUUCAUCCUGUCGUCUUUCAAAGUGAAAUAAAUGAGGGAAAACGUUUUGGAGUUGUUGGCUCUUUCAUGGGCCCCAUCAAAAUCUAGGUUUGGCUACUGUAAUGAGCUAGUUGGCACCAGUGCAUUAUUGUGUAACAAUGCAUGCCUGCAGGCCAGUGAGCGCUCUCCUUUGUUGUAAGUCUUUUUUAUAAUUAAGCGCGUUCUCCUUUGCAGGAUAAUUAAACAAAAAUACUUUGCACUAUGUGAAAUGAAUCACAACCAGUAAAACUUUUUUCCACUAGGGUAAAAGAAGACCCUUUAAUCACAACACCACAGCUAAAAUCUUUGCUAGUGACCUUUACAGCCAUAUUCUCUAUCAUCAAAAUAAAAACUGCACAUGCCUCUCGAAUGAGAUAUUUAAACAUGCAAAAAUAACACAACUACUAAAUAAAACUAAGUUUUUAUCCAAACACACAACAGAGAGAAUUACCUGACACAGAAUUACAAGGUUCCAGUUCUUUAUUACUGUACACAAAUGCUAUUUGAUAGUGGUGGAAGCCAAAUGAUUUUGUUGCCAUGGCUUUUGUAUCCUAGCAGAUGAGGGGAUGACGUGACCAUUCUUAGAUAGGCUUGUGGGAUUUUUUUUCAAAUUAGAUUUUAUUAUUAUUUUAAAUCAUUAAAAAACCCAUCCAUUGUUAUGUCAUUUGACACUAGAUCACCCGUUAAAAAAUAAUAAUAGAGAAUUGUAUUUUAGGCAAUCACUAAAAUCAGGAAGAGAAUGUUCUCCUAAAUUUUCAAUUUUUAAUUUACAUAAAUAGAACAUUAAUAUUAUUGUCCUGUAUAAAGUAGAUACGGAAGCACAUUCUUCUUUUCCUAGAUACUUCUGGUAAAACUUAAAGUAAGGGAAUCAUUAGACAGAUGUCAAUUUAAUUUAAUGAAAUAGUUUUAGAUUUAAAAAAAAUACUGCUAGCCCUGUGGAAUUGUAACAAAUUAAAAUAUCAUCAGCAAAUCCCAACAGAUAAAGACUAUUGUGAUAUUUCAGUUCCAGAACAUAAUAUAGUUCAUUCCCUCAACUGCUAUCAACAAGGUGUACGCUUUGAAUUUAUUUUUCUUUUUGCCACAUUAUAUUGCUGUAGUGCUUGUAUGUGCUUUAGUAAUGUGCAUAAUGCUACUCAUUUUAGUAUGUUACUUCUAUAUUGUUAUUGUUUAUUUUUUGAUCUUUUAAUAAAGUGUAUAAAAUUC